Messenger RNA from Vigna radiata var. radiata (mung bean), 1597 nucleotides. RefSeq lists its product as uncharacterized. Bases 799 to 1281 code for a protein of 160 amino acids. The transcript is spliced from 2 exons. Lineage: Eukaryota; Viridiplantae; Streptophyta; Magnoliopsida; Fabales; Fabaceae. The record is from RefSeq and is a predicted model, not a curated record.
AUGGCAUUGUGCUGGCAUUUGGGGAGCAUCGCUUUUGUGUGAGAAAUUAGUUAGACAUAAGCUUUCGUCCUAUAAAAUUGUAGUGAUCUAUCGGUGGUUUUGACUGGAAGCAGGUAAUUUUUGGCGGUGAAUUACAUGGAAGAGUUUCGCGAAGGUUGUUGGAGGUGUAUCACAUGUCCAGUGUAUUACGUGGAGGAUCAUUUUGAAGUUGUUUUCCACCAUGGAGGUCACUUCAUAAACGAUGGGCCACUUAAGUAUGAGGGGGAAAGUACAACUAUGUCUUUUGACCCAGACAUGUGGAGUUACUUCAUUAUAGUUAAUGUAGUAAAAGGACUUGGAUAUGAUGGAUUUAAGGAGUUGUGGUAUUCUGUAGGGGGGUUCUGUGUUAGAUGAUAGAUUAGAGGCUUUGUCUGAUGAUAGAGGAUCCAUGCACAUGAUGAACUUAACUAGGCUAAAUGGACAAGUUUAUUUAUUUGUUGUUCACACAGUGUCUAAACCUGAGAUCGCACCUUUGUUAGAAAAUGUUCCACAUAAUAUAGGUGAAGAAGAAGUUCAACCUAUGAUGCAUGAUAGUGAUAAUGGUGAGUGUGAACAAGUUCAUGAUGAGUGUCAGGAGGCAGGUGAGGGUGAGUGUGAAGUUCUUGUUUUAGAAGAAAGAGCUGAGAGAGAUGAUGUUGUAGAAGGUCAAAGUGAAGUUGAAUGUGAUGUGGGUGAGUCUAAAGGAGAUGAUGUUGAUGUUCGUAGUUGAAGUUCUAGUGGUGAGAUGCCAAUGUUGAUUGCAAUGUGGAUGUUCCUAGUAUGGAUGAACUAGUUGAUUGUGAUAUCCAAGAAGAGGUAGGGCAUGGAGUUGGGAAUUGGUUUGGUGAAAUUGAAGUUGAUGUGCAAGAUGAUGGACCAUCAUGGACUCGUAUUUCUGAUAGUGAUGUUGAGGAUGGUAUAAAUACUGACAAUGAUAGAGGUUUGUCUGAUGAUAAUUGGGAAUCAGAAGAAUUGCUUAGUGGAGGAAAAAGUGAUGGAGAAGAUGAUAAGGAAGAAAGUUAUGGAAAGUUUGUAACAUUUAGUAUGCCUAAAACAAUGGUGGAUUACAAGUGGGAUUUGGGCACUUAUUUUGCUAACAAGCAAGAUAUUCUAGAUGCCAUAAAAACAUAUGUAGUAGAAAAUGGGAGAAAUCUAACAUAUGUUAAAAAUCAUAAGAAGAGAAUUAGAGUGAAGUGUAUGGGUGGUAAAGGAAAGUGCCCCUGGAUGGCAUACUGUGGUUAUAUGAAUGCAGUACGAACGUGACAAUUAAGGACUAUUGUUGACAACCGCACUUGUAGUAGAGAACACAAAGUCAAAUUACUUAAUUCAAAAUGGUUGAGUAAGAGGUUGGAGAAAACCGUGAGAGAAAAUCCCAAAGUCAAGGUAGGCGAAAUUCGUGACAAUAUAAGUAGAAAGUGGAAUGUUGAUGUAUCUAGAUCCAUGGCUUUUAGAGCAAAGUCCAUUGCUUCAGACCAUGUAGAUGGGUGUUUCAAAGAACAAUAUAAAAGGAUCUAUGAUUAUGCGAAUGAGCUCUUAACUCGUAAUCCUGGAUCCACAGUGAAGGUGGAAGUGGAAGAGA